AUGGCUGAUUCUGGAGACAGAUGGAGAGGGUCACGUUCUAGAAGUGGGGCUGGUGGACGUGGUUGGGGACGUGGAACUGAAAGUGGACGCGGGCAAAACAGACAGAGAGGGGGGAAUUUCGGUGCAAGAGGCAGCACAACCGGUCGAGGAGAAAGACGGAACACAAGAGGCGAAGGAGGCAAUCUUCAUCGAGGCCGAACCCGGCUCUGUCGAUUCAUCGAGCAUGGAAAGCAUUGUCUAUAUGGCGAUAACUGUUCCUUUUCCCACGAUACCGCCAACACCAGCAGCAGCAGUUCCACUGGAGGUUUGGCAGACACCCCGGAACAAUGUAGAGAUAGAGAGGACUACCAUGGGUGGAAGAGGCUCAUCAAGAGACCUCCUAUGCCAAAUGACCUGCACACGAUUGGAAUGAUAUGGCAGGGUGCGCUCAAGAUUUUGGAUGAAGGAGACAGAAAUUGGAAACAAAUGGUCCCGCGAGAUCUUGAUUCGGAGGAGAAUCAUGGUCGCGAUCACAUGGAUUCUCUCUUGAGCAUGAGCUCUAACGAUCAUGGGCAAACUACCUUCGUUACACUUGCGCAACCCUUUCUUUCUGUUUUCACGCAUUCAGCCAUGUUAGAUUGUCUAUCCGUGGAUACAUUCGUCGGAAACCUUUACAGUUUUAUCAGUGGCACCAACGGCUCCAGAGUCAUUCCUUUCCUGACGCGUCUUUGCACAAACUUGGCUAAUGCGUACGGUAACGCUGAGAUAUCAAAAGAUUUUGUGGAAACUGCACUUGCUGCGACGCUGAUACUGUUACGAGAGAUUUUGAAGAGGGAGCAACGAGCUGCCUUCCACGAGGGGCUUCCAGAUCUCAUUAACUUCGUGGAAAACACCGCAGACACAACGGGGAUUGGCAAGGCAGACCGUGUUCAUCAUAUAAUUCUCAAUCAGAGUAGAGAGAUCCGAGCCAUCAUAGCACGUGUAAAUGGCCUGCUCCCGAGCGUACCAGCACCCACAGUGGAUGGGGUCUCGACCACUAUCCUCAAGUAUACAUAUCCUCGACAAGUCAUCGUGCCAGGAGGAAAACACGACAAUGAUCAUGGAGACAUCACAAAAAUCAAGAUUCUUCCCACUGAAGAUGAGAUUCGAAGCGAUGAGCCAGAGUUUUUACCCACAACCGAUCUUGAUCAACCACACUUUCUCAAUGACCCAGUUGCACGUCAUCUUGAUACACAAUUCCGCUUGCUUCAUCAUGACAUCUUCGGCGAGCUGAAGGUGGCUCUCGCAGGGUUGAUCCACUCCAUCACUGAUGACCCAAAGCUGCUUGAAUCUUGGAAGCUGAAUCUUGGGGAUAUGCGGGCGUAUGCUUAUCCUAAUGCCUACCUUGCCCAUGUCUCAAACGAAAAUAGAGAUUUCGAAGCUCAUGUUUCUUUCAGCCAAAUCCAGGCGCUUCUGAAGAAGACGGCAUCCCAAAGGUGUGAAUGGUGGGAUAAUUCUUCACGCCUUGAAGAAGGUGCUUUGCUGUGUUUUGUUUCGUCGAUAGGCAACAGGACCUCCCUGCUGUUUUUGACAGUGAGCAAGAAAUGCACCAACGCUAAGAAGGACCGUAGCUUAACUUCUGAUGAUUGGAAAUCGACUAUUGUUACAAAGCUUGCCACGCGCAGUCAAUCGGACUUGGAGACUAUGAUCAAAUUCAGCUGCCAGGGUACACGGGGAGCUUUAAUUGACUUUCCUGGAAUAUUGCUCGCCACAUUUGUUCCUAUCCUGGAGAACCUUCAGACCAUGUAUCGCUCCGGCCGCUUGCCGUUCCAACAGUGGAUUUUACCAAACCGACAAACUCAUAAGUCCGCUAAAGCUACGAAUAUCCCUCCUCCACUCUACGCCAGGACGCACCGAUUUUCAUUUUCGCUAGACUCUAUCUUGGAACCAGCCGGUUUAGGGAGUGGGCUAUCUUACAGCCCUGAGGAUGGAUAUGAAGCUAACAGUGCAGGUGUACUGAGCGAGAUAGAGGAACGAACAUCACUUGAUCGUGCCCAGUGCGAAGCACUUAUCGCGGCGCUCACUCGUGAAUUUGCCUUGCUCCAAGGUCCACCAGGAACUGGAAAGACCUAUCUCGGCGUCAAACUGAUGAGUGUUAUUUUAGCUUGUAAAGCAAAGGCAGACCUAGGACCUGUGGUUGUUGUAUGUUACACAAAUCAUGCAUUAGAUCAAUUUCUUGAACAUCUCAUUGAAAUUGGUAUUGAUAAAAUCAUUCGCAUUGGAGGGCAAAGUAAGUCGAGCUUGCUGGAGGGCAAAAAUUUACGCGUUGUGGCUCAAGGAGAGGCCAAAACAAAGUCCGAGGGUUACCUCCUUGCGCAAUCUUACAGACGGCUUGACGAAGACCAGCAGCAGAUUAACUCUCUUUUGGGAUUAUUACAUGCGACCAAGAAGAAGCCAGAAUGGGUAAAUCUGAAGCAUCAUAUAGAGAGAAGACAUCCACGCAUCUUCACUCAAUUUUCUCGAUUUGAUGAGGAUGGCUUUGAGACUGUCGGCAAAGAACCCUUUCAAAAGGUAUUGGCGGCAACAUCUCUCAGCUUCACCUCAAAGCCAGGCAAAACGUCCAUAGCCUCUCGAAGGCUGAACGCUAUCGACUGGUGGAAUCUUGGUCACGAAAUCCGCGAACAACAAGAAAACAUACACGGGGAGAUUAAUAGAAGAGUUCUCCAGACUGCAGAUGUCAUUGGAGUCACCACUACGGGCUUGGCCAGAGGUAUUUCAGUUCUCCAGCGUGUGCAUUCCAAGAUCAUAAUCUGCGAAGAAGCUGGGGAAGUUAUGGAACCUCAUAUGAUAUCCGCGAUGCUUCCCUAUGUUGAACAUUUCAUUCAAAUUGGGGACCACCAACAGCUGCGCCCGCAGAUCAACAAUCAUGGUCUAUCAAUUGAAAGCAAACGAGGCAAUCCUUAUCAGCUUGACCGCAGUCAGUUUGAACGUCUUUCAAUGGGAGAGACAGGUAGACCGGCGUUUCCAGUGGCCCAGUUAAACGUUCAACGGCGAAUGCGCCCUGAAGUUUCAACUUUGAUUCAGUCAACUUUAUAUCCGCGCCUGAUUGACCAUGGGACAACUAAAACUUUUCCCGAUGUUGUAGGGAUGAGAGAAAACGUUUUCUGGCUUGAUCACACGAACAUGGAGGAGCAACCUAGCGCAGAUCGGCAUCAGAAGUCGCGAAGCAAUGACUGGGAGGUUGACAUGAUACAUGCGCUGGUUCGCCACAUUGUUCGCCAGGGGGUAUAUAGCAGCAGUCAAAUCGCGGUCCUCACACCUUAUACCGGACAACUGCAAAAGCUACGAGCAAAAAUGCGGAGCGACUUUGAGGUUGUCCUGAGUGAACGCGAUGAAGAGAAGCUUACCCAAGAUGGGUUCGACCACUAUGAAGAUGUAUCCGCAGCCGAAGAGUCUCAGACAAUAGAGAACAGAAGCACGCCUUUGGAGAAGAAGAAACUGAGCGAGAUGCUUUGA
Glarea lozoyensis ATCC 20868 is the source of this 3474-nucleotide messenger RNA. RefSeq names its product P-loop containing nucleoside triphosphate hydrolase. The transcript is spliced from 4 exons. The record is from RefSeq and is a predicted model, not a curated record. Bases 1 to 3474 code for a protein of 1157 amino acids. Gene Ontology annotation, molecular function: metal ion binding; helicase activity. NCBI's taxonomy places the organism in Eukaryota, Fungi, Ascomycota, Leotiomycetes, Helotiales, Helotiaceae. Gene Ontology annotation, cellular component: nuclear RNA-directed RNA polymerase complex. Gene Ontology annotation, biological process: regulatory ncRNA-mediated heterochromatin formation.